This is a messenger RNA of Eucalyptus grandis, 1311 nucleotides long. RefSeq names its product strigolactone esterase D14. NCBI's taxonomy places the organism in Eukaryota, Viridiplantae, Streptophyta, Magnoliopsida, Myrtales, Myrtaceae. Bases 157 to 957 code for a protein of 266 amino acids. The transcript is spliced from 2 exons. The record is from RefSeq and is a predicted model, not a curated record.
AUUAUUAGCAUACAGAGAAGAAAGGCCCUCAACUUAGCACUAUAAAUUGCACUCUCAACCCCUUCCAGAACACUUACCUACCUGCCCCCAAAAAUGCCCAUUUCCCCCUCAGAAUUGCCUGUAAACUCCCGUGUGUCCUCUUUCUAAACCACACUCAUGAACCACAACCUAUUGGACGCCCUCAACGUCCGAGUCGUCGGGGACGGCGAUCGGAUCCUCGUCCUCGCUCAUGGCUUCGGGACCGACCAAUCCGCGUGGCAGCGUGUCCUGCCCUACUUCCUCUCGCACUAUCGCAUCAUCCUCUAUGAUCUCGUGUGCGCCGGCAGCGUGAAUCCGGGGUACUUCAAUUUCCGGCGGUACUCCACGCUUGACGGCUACGUUGAUGACUUGCUCUCCAUUCUCGACACCCUAUGCAUUGACCGUUGCGCGUAUGUCGGGCACUCAGUGUCGGCAAUGAUUGGAAUCCUAGCCGCCAUCCGCCGCCCGCACCUCUUCACCAAGCUUGUCCUCAUCGGAGCCUCUCCAAGGUUCUUGAACGAUGAAGAUUACCAUUGCGGGUUCGAGCAAGAGCAGAUCGAGCAAGUUUUCACGGCGAUGCAGUCGAAUUACGAGGCGUGGGUGAACGGUCAUGCGCCCUUAGCUGUGGGUUCCGAUGUUCCGACCGCUGUCCGCGAGUUCAGCCGGACCUUGUUCAACAUGAGGCCCGACAUAUCCCUCUUCGUGCUGCGCACGGUGUUCAAUAGCGACCUAAGGGGUGUGCUGGGCCUCGUGACGGUGCCCUGUUGCAUAAUUCAGACCGCUCACGAUGUUCUGCUGCCGGCGUCAGCGGCGACCUAUUUGAUGAACCACUUGGGCGGUCCGACCACGAUGGAGGUGGUGGACACGGAGGGCCACUUGCCGCAUCUCACUGCACCAGGACGAUUGGCCCAGGUGCUCCGGCAAGUGCUUUCCGGGUGAUCGGUGUAGGCGUCGCCAUAAGACCUGUUGCGGUUUGAGAUGACUGUUGUGAAGAGACAUAAAUACUUUUUUUAGAGAGCUAGGGUUUUGAUUGAAGAGAAACGGGAUCGAACCGAGAAGAAAAACGCCGAUCUUUCAAUUCGUGGACUCGAGAAGGGGCUCGAGAAGGGGAAAGCUUUUUGACUUUGGUGGAACUGAUGAUGAAGGGAUAUGUAACAGGAACAUGGGUCCAAGAUCAUGAACAAAACCCUCUUUUCCCCUUGAAUUUGCAAUGUGAUCAGUUGUGUUAAAUCAUCAAAAAUUGCACGAUCAAUACUCUUGUAGGAAAGGAUUGGUUUCAUUUGGAUUUCGGAU